This is a messenger RNA of Dipodomys ordii (Ord's kangaroo rat), 804 nucleotides long. RefSeq names its product siah E3 ubiquitin protein ligase family member 3 (gene Siah3). Gene Ontology annotation, molecular function: ubiquitin protein ligase activity; ubiquitin conjugating enzyme binding. The transcript is spliced from 2 exons. The record is from RefSeq and is a predicted model, not a curated record. Gene Ontology annotation, biological process: multicellular organism development; proteasome-mediated ubiquitin-dependent protein catabolic process. Lineage: Eukaryota; Metazoa; Chordata; Mammalia; Rodentia; Heteromyidae. Bases 7 to 804 code for a protein of 265 amino acids. Gene Ontology annotation, cellular component: cytoplasm.
GUUGUGAUGCUUUUCUUUACCCAGUGCUUUGGGGCUGUGUUGGAUCUGAUUCACCUGAGGUUUCAGCAUUAUAAGGCUAAACGUGUUUUCUCUGCUACUGGGCAACUUGUCUGCGUAGUCAACCCCACACACAACCUUAAGUAUGUGCCCACGAGACGAGCGAUCACUCAGGGCACGGCAGAGCAGAGCAGCUUCCCUCCUCAUCACCUCCCCCACCACCGUCACCACUGCCACCACCGCCAUCCUCACCACCACGGCCGCCCCCACCAUCUCCACCACCAGGAGGCAGGCAUCCCUGCCCAGGUGAUGCCCUGCAUCUGCCCCCUGUUCUCCUGCCAGUGGGAAGGCCACCUGGAGGUGGUGGUACCCCACCUGCGACAGAUCCACAGGGUUGACAUCCUUCAGGGAGCGGAGAUCGUCUUUCUGGCCACGGACACACACCUGCCUGCACCGGCCGACUGGAUCAUCAUGCACUCCUGCCUUGGUCACCACUUCCUGCUGGUGCUCAGGAAGCAGGAGAGGCAUGAAGGGCACCCUCAGUUCUUUGCCACCAUGAUGAUGAUCGGGACCCCCACCCAGGCCGACUCCUUCACCUAUCGCCUAGAGCUCAACAGAAACCACCGGCGGCUCAAAUGGGAGGCCACCCCGAGGUCUGUCCUGGAGUGUGUAGACUCCAUCAUCACCGACGGGGAUUGCCUCGUCCUCAACACCUCGCUGGCCCAGAUCUUCUCUGACAAUGGCAGCCUGGCCAUCGGCAUUGCUAUCACUGAGACAGAGGUCCAGGCCACAGAAGCGGAGAUGUGA